AUGCUCUCAUGCGCGACGUCCUGGUCCGCCCAGCUGCGUCUCCGCUUCUGGCGUUUGUUCUCCGAGACGUUCAAAUGCUGGGUUUGGUUAGCUCUUCGUUGUGCUUUUUCAAGAAAAGAAAUAUGGAGCGCGACCUGUUUGUACUCGUCUAGCACGCUGAAUCUCUGCGGCAGCGAGCUGCUCAGCACUGGAAAGGAGGACAUGUCGGUACGACGAAAUGGAGGAACUGAGUGGAAUCGCGAGAGGUCAGGAGUAGACAGGCUACUGUGUCAGGAAAGCUGUGUAGUAGGCUAUGGGAUUGAACGAUGGCGUAUUUGGCCUGGCACUUUUUUACAAUUCAGUCGCUGUGGUACAGUCGUUCCCGCACAACCAACCACAGCAGCUCUGGAGCAGAUGAGCACGCGGUUCCAUCCGGAGCAGUAA
This is a messenger RNA of Ascochyta rabiei, 423 nucleotides long. RefSeq lists its product as uncharacterized. Lineage: Eukaryota; Fungi; Ascomycota; Dothideomycetes; Pleosporales; Didymellaceae. The transcript has a single exon. The record is from RefSeq and is a predicted model, not a curated record. The coding region runs from base 1 to 423 and encodes 140 amino acids.